AUGGGCCAGGACCCCUCUUCACGGGCUCCUCUCUCCAUCUCUCCAGACAUUAUGAAGCCACACUCAUCAGCUCACUUCCUCCUGUGCGUUCCCGCGGCGCUCAGAGUUGUGCUCUCGCUGUCGGCUGUCUCCCAUGGGUGGGGGCAAAGGGGGGAAGUGGAGGUGGGCGUGCUGAUUCCUGAUGAUGUGGUGAUCGUAGAGGCACUCACGGAGCUUGUCUUUUUCAUUAGCCACUAA
Molecule: messenger RNA, 237 nt
Organism: Knipowitschia caucasica
Lineage: Eukaryota; Metazoa; Chordata; Actinopteri; Gobiiformes; Gobiidae
Source: the annotation of a GenBank genome assembly